AAAGUAUACGGGCGGCUGCUUCCGGUCUGGUAAGCUCUGCUCAGGUUCGCUGCGUGGUUUGUGUCAUGCGGAGAUAGGCCUCUGAAAGCAAGGCGGGAGGUGAGGAACCAGGAACCCGCGUCCGGACUCCAGAGUCAGGAUUCUAGCAGAACGAGGACAAAAAGGAGCCAGGAACCUGAAACGACCUUUCCGCUGUUUCCGCGGGGGCAACUUCCACGAGGAACUCCCCUUUCCCUGGUAACGGCCAGAAAGGAGGAGAUGGCGCCAGUCUGGGAGCGGCUGUGGCCGAGACAGUGAGGAAGCGUGAGAGGAGGGAGUAAGAGGGCAGCCUCGGGAGAAGUAUCGGAGUCGUUGCUGUCACCGCCGCCGCCGCCACCAUGGAAGGAGCCAAGCCAACAUUGCAGCUCGUGUACCAGGCAGUGCAGGCGCUUUACCACGACCCAGAUCCCAGCGGAAAGGAGCGCGCCUCGUUUUGGCUUGGGGAGCUGCAACGUUCGGUUCAUGCCUGGGAGAUUUCUGAUCAAUUGUUACAGAUCCGACAGGAUGUGGAAUCAUGCUAUUUUGCUGCCCAGACCAUGAAAAUGAAGAUUCAGACCUCAUUUUAUGAGCUCCCCACAGACUCUCAUGCUUCUUUAAGGGACUCAUUGCUAACUCAUAUUCAGAACUUGAAAGACUUGUCACCUGUCAUUGUGACACAGCUGGCUUUAGCAAUAGCAGACCUUGCCCUACAGAUGCCUUCUUGGAAAGGAUGUGUACAAACAUUGGUAGAAAAGUAUAGCAAUGAUGUAACUUCUUUGCCUUUUUUGCUGGAGAUCCUUACAGUGUUACCUGAAGAAGUACAUAGUCGUUCCUUGCGAAUUGGAGCCAACAGGCGCACAGAAAUUAUAGAAGACUUGGCCUUCUAUUCUAGUACAGUGGUAUCUUUAUUGAUGACAUGUGUAGAAAAAGCGGGAACUGAUGAGAAGAUGCUUAUGAAGGUCUUCCGCUGUUUGGGAAGCUGGUUUAACUUGGGAGUUUUGGACAGUAACUUCAUGGCUAAUAAUAAGUUAUUAGCGCUCCUUUUUGAGGUUUUGCAACAGGACAAGACCUCAUCUAACCUACAUGAAGCUGCUUCAGACUGUGUGUGCUCAGCUCUAUAUGCUAUUGAAAAUGUGGAGACUAACUUGCCAUUGGCCAUGCAACUUUUUCAGGGGGUCUUGACAUUGGAGGCUGCCUAUCAUAUGGCUGUGGCACGUGAAGAUUUAGACAAAGUUCUGAAUUACUGCCGUGUCUUCACUGAGCUAUGUGAAACUUUCCUGGAAAAAAUUGUUUGUACUCCAGGCCAGGGUCUGGGAGACCUUCGAACUUUGGAACUGCUUCUUAUUUGUGCAGGCCACCCUCAGUAUGAGGUAGUAGAAAUUUCCUUUAACUUUUGGUACCGACUAGGAGAACAUUUGUACAAAACCAAUGAUGAGGUUAUCCAUAGCAUCUUCAAAGCGUACAUUCAGAGGCUGCUUCAUGCUUUGGCUCGACACUGCCAGCUGGAACCUGACCAUGAGGGUGUUCCUGAAGAGACUGAUGACUUUGGGGAGUUCCGAAUGAGAGUGUCAGACCUGGUGAAGGACCUGAUUUUCUUGAUUGGCUCUAUGGAGUGUUUUGCCCAGUUGUAUUCUACUCUGAAAGAAGGCAACCCACCCUGGGAGGUGACAGAAGCGGUUCUCUUUAUCAUGGCUGCUAUAGCAAAGAGUGUUGAUCCGGAGAACAAUCCUACCCUUGUGGAGGUACUGGAGGGAGUUGUCCGUCUCCCAGAGACUGUACAUAUGGCUGUGCGGUACACCAGCAUUGAGCUGGUUGGGGAAAUGAGUGAAGUGGUUGACCGGAACCCUCAGUUCCUGGACCCUGUAUUGGGCUAUUUGAUGAAAGGCCUGUGUGAAAAGCCUCUGGCUUCUGCGGCAGCCAAAGCCAUUCAUAACAUUUGUUCAGUUUGUCGGGAUCAUAUGGCUCAGCACUUUAAUGGACUCCUAGAAAUUGCCCACUCCCUUGAUUCUUUUAUGUUGUCUCCCGAAGCUGCUGUGGGUUUGCUAAAAGGAACAGCUCUUGUCCUAGCAAGACUACCUUUGGAUAAGAUUACUGAAUGUCUUAGCGAGCUAUGUUCUGUUCAGGUUAUGGCAUUGAAAAAGCUGUUGUCUCAGGAGCCCAGCAAUGGCAUAUCUUCAGAUCCCACUGUGUUCUUAGACCGCCUGGCAGUGAUAUUUAGACACACCAAUCCUAUUGUAGAAAAUGGACAGACUCAUCCAUGCCAAAAAGUCAUACAGGAAAUUUGGCCAGUUUUGUCUGAGACUCUAAAUAAGCACCGUGCUGACAAUCGGAUUGUAGAGCGUUGUUGCCGAUGCCUGCGCUUCGCUGUUCGUUGUGUAGGCAAAGGGUCUGCAGCCCUGCUACAGCCACUAGUCACACAGAUGGUGAAUGUGUAUCGUGUACAUCAGCAUUCCUGUUUCCUGUACCUUGGCAGUAUCCUUGUGGAUGAGUACGGCAUGGAGGAAGGCUGUCGGCAAGGAUUAUUAGACAUGCUCCAGGCCCUAUGCAUUCCCACCUUUCAGCUCCUAGAACAGCAGAAUGGCCUCCAAAAUCACCCCGACACUGUAGAUGACCUGUUCAGGUUAGCUACCCGAUUUAUUCAGCGUAGCCCUGUCACCUUACUGAGGAGCCAAGUAGUCAUCCCGAUCUUACAGUGGGCCAUUGCGUCUACCACCUUGGACCAUCGAGAUGCCAAUUGUAGUGUCAUGAGGUUCCUACGAGACCUCAUCCACACAGGAGUAGCAAAUGAUCAUGAAGAAGAUUUUGAAUUGCGGAAGGAACUGAUUGGACAGGUGAUGAACCAACUCGGACAGCAGCUUGUAAGCCAGUUGCUCCACACAUGCUGCUUCUGUCUCCCCCCGUAUACCUUACCAGACGUCGCUGAAGUACUCUGGGAGAUCAUGCAGGUUGACAGACCGACUUUCUGUCGGUGGCUAGAGAAUUCCUUGAAAGGUUUGCCAAAGGAGACAACUGUGGGAGCUGUCACAGUGACACAUAAACAACUUACAGAUUUCCACAAGCAAGUCACGAGUGCCGAGGAAUGUAAGCAAGUUUGCUGGGCCUUGCGAGACUUCACCCGGUUGUUUCGAUAGCUCACGCUCACACUCCUGCACUGUGCCUGUCGUCCAGGAAUGUCUUUUUUUACUAGAAGACAGGAAGAAAACAACCCAGACUGUGUCCCACAAUCAAGAAAACUCCGGUGUGGCAGAGGGGCCUUCACUGCCGCCAGACAGGGAGAAACU
Peromyscus californicus insignis is the source of this 3299-nucleotide messenger RNA. RefSeq names its product transportin 3 (gene Tnpo3). Lineage: Eukaryota; Metazoa; Chordata; Mammalia; Rodentia; Cricetidae. The record is from RefSeq and is a predicted model, not a curated record. The coding region runs from base 378 to 3149 and encodes 923 amino acids. Gene Ontology annotation, cellular component: cytoplasm; nuclear membrane. Gene Ontology annotation, biological process: protein import into nucleus. The transcript is spliced from 23 exons.